AUGGGAAUCCAGAAUCAGACACAAGUGAUGGAAUUUGUCUUCCUGGGUUUUUCUGGCAUUUUGAAUGGGCACAUCUACCUCUUCCUGGCGUUCUUAGCCAUCUACUUGGUCACUGUGCUGGGGAACCUCAUGAUAUUCACUAUGAUUCAACUGGAUUCCAGCCUCCGUACCCCCAUGUAUUAUUUCCUCAGCCACCUCUCCUGCUUAGAUAUUUGCAUCUCCUCGGUCACCGUCCCCAAAAUCCUGGUGAACUUCUUGUGUCAGCAACAGACCAUCUCCUACGACGAGUGCAUGGCCCAGAUCUUCUUCCUGAUGUCUUUCACGGGAGCGGAGUGUGGUCUGCUGGCUGUCAUGGCCUACGACCGCUAUGCUGCCAUCUGUAAACCUUUGCAUUACUCCCACCUCGUAGAUUUCAAGGUGUGCACCAUACUAGCCUUUGCCACUUGGAUCUGGGGUCUCCUAGACUCUGCUCUCCACCUGGCACUCAUCUCCAGGUUGGACUUUUGUGGAGUCAACCAGAUUCAUCACAUCUUCUGCGAUCUCCCUCCACUGAUGAAAAUUGCUUGUAAUGAUGCACACAUCAAUGAACUGGCACUCAAUAUAUCGGGAUUUUUCGUGGGUGGGGGCCCCUUCCUGUUCAUCAUUUUCUCAUACGUCUUCAUCCUGUCCUCCAUCUUGAAGAUCCGUUCCACCACUGGGAAGCGCAAAGCUUUCUCCACCUGCGCUUCUCACCUUAUUGUUGUCUUCGUUUACUAUGGAAAUGGGAUCUUGAACUAUCAGAGGCCAAGCGCUGGUUACUCUUUGGCAACUGGAACUUUGGGCUCCAUCAUGUACUGCAUCAUCACCCCAAUGCUGAACCCCAUAAUUUAUAGCCUCCGCAACAAAGAAGUGAAAGGGGCCCUCAAGAAGGCUGUGGAAACCUGGAGGAAGUCUAAGCAUCACCAGUCUGUAUGUUAG
Messenger RNA from Sphaerodactylus townsendi, 957 nucleotides. Its product is annotated as olfactory receptor 5V1-like. Gene Ontology annotation, cellular component: membrane. The record is from RefSeq and is a predicted model, not a curated record. Gene Ontology annotation, molecular function: olfactory receptor activity; G protein-coupled receptor activity. The transcript has a single exon. The coding region runs from base 1 to 957 and encodes 318 amino acids. Gene Ontology annotation, biological process: G protein-coupled receptor signaling pathway. NCBI's taxonomy places the organism in Eukaryota, Metazoa, Chordata, Lepidosauria, Squamata, Sphaerodactylidae.